Messenger RNA from Lathyrus oleraceus (garden pea), 661 nucleotides. RefSeq names its product lamin-like protein. The record is from RefSeq and is a predicted model, not a curated record. The transcript is spliced from 2 exons. Gene Ontology annotation, molecular function: electron transfer activity. NCBI's taxonomy places the organism in Eukaryota, Viridiplantae, Streptophyta, Magnoliopsida, Fabales, Fabaceae. Bases 60 to 578 code for a protein of 172 amino acids. Gene Ontology annotation, cellular component: plasma membrane.
UUGUUCCAAAGAAGGUAGCUAGAAAAAUCUUUGUUUGGAAAAAAUUAAGAGAGAGGGUGAUGGAAAAUUCAAAAGUGAUUUUGAUGGUGAUUUUGGGAAUGUUAUCAUUGUGUCCAAUGGUGGUUAUGGGAAAUCCAAAGCUUCAUAAGGUGGGAGGAUCCAAAGGUUGGAAUGAAGAAACCAAUUAUACUCAAUGGUCUUCUCAACAACAUGUCUAUGUUGGUGAUUGGUUAAUUUUUGUGUUCGACAAAAGAUACUAUAAUGUCUUGGAAGUGAAUAAGACAUCUUAUGAGAAUUGCAUUGAUACGGAUUUCAUAAAGAAUGUGACACGAGGUGGUCGCGAUGUGGUUCAGUUGAUAGAAACAAAGACAUACUAUUUUAUUAGUAGUGGAGGUUAUUGUUUUCAUGGAAUGAAAGUUGCUGUCAACGUUGAAGAACACCAAACAUCAGCUCCAUCUCCUUCUCUUUUGGAUAUGAAAUCUGGUGGCGAUUUUAUUUCGCCAUCAUUGUACACAUGUUUUGGGAUUAUUGUUGUUAAUGUGGUUUAUGCGAGUUUGGUUUCAAUGGGGAUUUUGUAAGAUAUUAGAAGGAAUUAUAGGGUUUAUUUGUUUGAGUUAAAGUGAAAGAAGCUUGAAUAGUACUUGUUACUUUCUUUUUUUGA